Messenger RNA from Daldinia caldariorum, 4499 nucleotides. Its product is annotated as oxysterol-binding protein. Gene Ontology annotation, biological process: endocytosis; piecemeal microautophagy of the nucleus; exocytosis. Gene Ontology annotation, molecular function: sterol binding; protein binding. The transcript has 3 exons. The coding region runs from base 431 to 4192 and encodes 1253 amino acids. The record is from RefSeq and is a predicted model, not a curated record. NCBI's taxonomy places the organism in Eukaryota, Fungi, Ascomycota, Sordariomycetes, Xylariales, Hypoxylaceae. Gene Ontology annotation, cellular component: cytosol; nuclear envelope; intracellular membrane-bounded organelle.
CAAAUUCUGGGAUUGGAAGCUGCACACAUAUCAAACCAGUCAAAGCUAAAACGACUUGGACACUAAAAACGUCAUUUUUUGGUGACGAAGGGGGGGAAAUGCUUGUCUUUGUGAAAAGACACAGUUGACCAUUCAAUCCCAACUAUCUCCUAUCAUUCCUAAAAAACAAAACCUACGGAAUUAAAUUCCACUCUUCGAUUCGACUUUUAUUUUUAUUUAACCUUCGAUAACUAAAUUCUACUAAAUCCUCGCUUAAUCUCCUCGUCCCCAUCAUUUAAACAUGCUGUAAACCGUACUAGCAUCUGCUUCAUCGUCAAGUCAAAUCAAAUCUAAUCUUCACCAUCGACUUUCCUUCAACAAAGUUGCUCGUCUAUCACAAGUCUGCGAUUUCGGUACUGGGAGGUACCGGAAUAAUUCUAUUUAAUUCAACAUGUCGGAAGCCGGCGAUAGCCAGCAUAAGCGGUCUAAAUCAGCCGCCCUCUCCCUCCUCCGGCGCAAGGAUAAGGAAAAUCGUAAUGAUGACGAUGCUGUCUCCGAAGAUGGAUCGCAAACCUCCGGGCUCGGUGCACUUCCCAUCACGAGCAACUCUGCCCCCGCGGUUCCCUUGUCCCACCAAGGCUCAGUCAAGGGUCAUAGCCAAAAGAUGUCAGUUAGCCGAAUACCGUCCCGCGAGCCCCCCUCUUUAAACCCGAAUCGGUACAGUCUCGUCCCCGGCGACAAGGGCUCUUCCCUUGAACAGUCCGUACGUAAAUUCCGGAUCGUCGAGGCCCUACGGAGCGGAAACACGGCUGCGAUAUCCAAGGCUGUUAGGGAAACGUCCGAAUCUGGGCCUCGUGCUAGUACGUCUUCUAUCAAUGGAGCAAACACGGGGCCUUUGGAAGACACGACGGUUUUACACCUUGCCAUCCAGUGCGCCGAAUUCGAUGUUGUGCAAUACGUACUCUCCGAUGGCGCCGGAUAUGUUGAUGUAAACGCUCGGGAUAAGGAUGGAAAUACACCGCUACAUAUUGCUGCUACUCAGGGGCGUGCCCCGGUAGUUCGGUUACUUUUAGAGCAGAAGGAUAUCAACGAUGCUGUUGCAAACAACCAGGGAAAGCUCCCUUUAGAUGUAGCAAGAAGUCCCGAUAUCUUCCAACAGCUGCAGCUCGCGAGGACAUUAUUUGUGCAGGAUAAAGUAAAGGAAGUCCAGGAGCUUGUGCGAAAAGGGGCCUAUGAUACUCUUGGUCAGGUUCUCGAAGAACCCCGCGUCAAGACAAUCUUAGACAUCAAUAGUAUUGAGCUACCCUGUGACCCCGUGACCAUUCAGGCGGGUGGAACCUUGCUUCAUGAGGCCGCCCGCAAGAGAGACACAAAAUUGAUCCAAGCCCUUCUCCUUCAUGGUGCUGAUCCGUUUCAACGGGAUCGCAAGGGUAAGCUCCCUCAGCAGGUUACCAAUGAUGACAUCACGAAAGCGAUGCUCAAGAAAUCCCCUGCCGCGGUAGCUGCACAACGUGGCAUUCAGGAGAAAGCAGUACUUGGGCACGCGACUUCGCAAGGUGGUCCCGGGCCCGCUGUCACAGGAGACCCUCUAGCUGGACGCGAACCGCAGAUGAAGGGGUACCUCAAGAAGUGGACAAAUUACCGUAGAGGUUACCAGCUGCGUUGGUUUGUCCUCGAGAACGGUGUCCUGAGUUAUUAUAAACAUCAGGACGACGCAGAAAAUGCCUGCCGAGGAGCUAUCAGCAUGCGCAUCGCCAAGUUAUACAUGAGCCCCGAGGAGAAGACGAAAUUCGAGAUUAUCGGAAAGUCAUCCGUCAAGUAUACGCUAAAGGCUAAUCACGAAGUUGAGGCUAAGCGGUGGUUCUGGGCCCUGAAUAAUGCGAUUCAGUGGAUGAAAGACCAGGCGAAGCAGGAAGAAAAGCAGAAGGCACAGAGUGCCGAAAUGUUACGGCAGGCCCGAGAUAGCCUUUACAAACCGGCAGAACCUUCUGUUACAGAUUCUCAUAGCGAAGUGGCCAGCACAGGCGAACCUAGGAAUAGUGUGCAAUUAUCCCGUCUUUCUUCAAUAGGAAAAGCACCUAGUCCACGAACUGGAAUAUCUCGUGCUAGUACCGCGGGAAGCGUGGAUGACGAAUUUGUCGACGCUGGCAGCCCGGAGACCAAGGGACAAAGUAACGGAGCGCCUACUUUCCUUGGCGAAGUUGAUGAUUUGGACGACGACGACGACGGAUACAUAGAUCAGUCAAGCCGUGGCGAGUCCCCAACAGCGACCAAGGACGCUUUUAAUAUUACCGCACAGUCAGCAAAGCUUCAACUGGACACACUAGCAUCCGUGAGCGCAGCGUUACAGGCGGAAGCACAGAAGAAUCCAUCGCUGUCACUUGCUGAUCCUAAAGCAGCGCAAGCGCUUGCGACAUACGACGCAGCGAUCCGAAGUCUAAAGGGCCUUAUGGGGGACCUGCUUAGGAUAUCGAAGGACCGUGACGCGCAUUGGCAAUAUCGCUUGGAACAAGAAAUUGAGAUGCGACAAAUGUGGGAAGAAAGCAUGGCCAAAGUUGCCGCAGAACAAGAAGUCUUGGAAGCAAGAGUCAGCGAAGCGGAAACGAAGCGGAAAUUGGCGAAACGGGCGCUUCGUGAAGUCAUGGGAAAUGCCGGCGAAUCUAGGCCAAUAACUAGAGAUAGUUUCCAUGCCGUGCGUGCUGAGACGUCUGGUAUGAAUGAGGAGGAAACACCUGAUCCGUUACAGUCGCCGUCGCUGAAGAGUAUAGGUCGCAAGUCAACCUUACACUCUCAUGCUAUCGAGCUCUCCAGCGACUCAGAAUCCGAGCAGGAGGAAUUCUUCGAUGCUGUAGACGCAGGAGAAGUCGACGCAGAACCCAUGCCGCCGUCUGACGUGGUGCCAGCCGCCGGCACUGGACAGGAUGUCAUAGUAUCAGGAGUAGACGUCAGCAGCGCAUUUAAAGGUUACGAGAAUGGUUUCAGGACAAGACUAAAAUUGGACGAAGAUAACCGACCAAGGAUUGGUCUAUGGGGUAUCUUGAAGUCUAUGAUCGGGAAGGAUAUGACGAAGAUGACGUUACCUGUGUCCUUUAACGAGCCAACUUCUUUGCUCUAUCGAACUGGUGAAGACAUGGAGUAUGCAGAUCUAUUGAACAUGGCAGCGGAUCGAUCGGAUUCGAUCGAGCGUAUGCUGUACGUCGCCGCCUUUGCUUCGAGUGAAUUCGCGUCAACUAUUGGUCGUGUCGCGAAACCAUUCAAUCCGCUUUUGGGUGAGACGUUUGAAUAUGCCAGACCCGACAAAGGAUAUCGUUUCUUCAUCGAGCAAGUCAGUCACCACCCGCCUAUCGGUGCGGCGUAUGCAGAAUCUGCGAAAUGGACUUACUGGGGUGAGGCUAAAGUCGACUCGAGGUUCUUGGGCAAGUCGUUCGAUAUCUAUCACCUUGGUACCUGGUUCCUGAGAUUGCGCCCUACUGCCGGGGGCAAAGAAGAUUUCUACACGUGGAAGAAGCCCAAAUCACAAGUAGUCGGUAUUAUUACAGGUAACCCGGUCGUGGACAACUACGGUCUCGUGGAAAUCAAGAAUUGGACAACCGGAGAGACAUGCUUGCUAGAUUUCAAGCAGCGAGGUUGGAAAGCAUCCAGCGCCUACCAGCUCUCUGGAAAGAUUUUAGACGCCGAUGGUCGGCCACGCAUGAGCUUGGGUGGCCGUUGGAACUCGAAACUCUACGCCCGCCUUACGCCCGGCUUUGAGGCCACUGUCGAAGAGCCGAAGGACACACAAGGCAACAUCAGCGAUCCCAGCCGAGCUUUCAUAGUGUGGGAAGCCAAUCCUCGACCUGAGGGUAUUCCGUUCAACCUUACACCGUUUGUGCUCACUUUCAACCACAUAGACGAUAACCUCAAGAAAUGGAUCGCCCCUACUGACUCCAGAUACCGUCCGGAUCAGAGGGCGAUGGAAGACGGCGAAUAUGAUUUUGCGGCCAGCGAAAAGAACCGGCUCGAAGAGGCGCAACGAGCCAGGAGGAAGGCGAGGCAGCAAACGGGCGAGGAAUUCGCACCCGCAUGGUUUGAGAAGGCGACAUGUGAAAUCACGGGGGUAGAAUACUGGAAGUUUAAUGGCAAGUACUGGACGCAGCGGGAGAAGUUCGGUAGCGGGGACGCCCACGCGUGGGAUGGCCUAGAGCCGAUCUACUCGUCCGAAGAGCAGGAGUAAUGGAUCUUGGCUAGUAGGUAGUGGUGAGGCUGUACAUCAUCAUAUAAAAAAAGAAGGACACUAGCGCGAGGCGGCUGUUAGACGAGUAUGAAUGAAACGAGGCAUUACUAUUCUGACGGUUUUAAAAAUGAUUGUUCGGCGAUUUAAUGUGAAGUUCAAUCUGCAUAGAAAUGUUUUUUUCUUUCUUUUUUCUUAGUUACCUAUACAAUCAGAAGCAACCGGAUUUGCUGUAAUUUUAGCGAGAAUAAUGAAUAUUAGUUGAGCGAAUUACUUCUCUUCUCAACGAAAGUUGUCAUGUUGAGUGUGC